UAUGGGAUCGAUAAAUGCCAAGUUGCGAUUCCUGCGCAAUUCAUUCUAGACUGACUGUAGGUAGUGGCCAAGGGUAAACAGUGGCGUUAAUCAUUAAAGUGUUAUUAUUAAAAUUCCGCGUAGUUAGGAAAUUUGAACUAUAACGUAAUAAAAAUACGGUAGACUGCAAAGAUGGCAAAAUUACAAGGGUUCUUUGAAAACUUAUGGUGCUCUAAAAGCAUGCUUAUGCUUUUUAACGUCUGUUUUGUUUUUAUCGGCUUGGGAUAUAUAAUAAUUGGCUUAUGGAUGGUAACGUAUUUGUAUAAAUUCAUGGAGAUGAGCACUGAAUUUUCCGAGUCGAUACCAUAUGUGUUUAUCGCAAUCGGUGCGUCGAUUUCCAUCGUCAGCACCAUGGCGUGUGUGUGCACAGCCAAAGGUCAACCAGCGUUGUUGUAUUUGUACGGAGGGUAUUUGGCAUUGAUCUUCGUCUUGCUGUUUGGCACAGGCGUAUCUAUAUUUGCAUACCGCACUAAACUUUUGGCCGGAUUUGACAAGGGCUUGAAUGAAAGCAUGCAUCUUUACCGUCCUGGAAAUGACGAACUCAUUGCUGACUUUGAUGAGAUGCAAGAAACUUUAAAAUGCUGUGGUAAUCAUAGAUAUUCCGACUGGCUGGAUUUGAGUCCGUCUAUGCCAACACCGAUUUCAUGUUGCAUUGUUCCAGACUGUGAAACUUCUGAUCCGACUCAAAUUUACACUGAAGGUUGUUAUGACAAGGUAGUCAAUUACAUUCGUGACAAUGUAGGAGCUUUGGCAAUCGUUGUACUCGUCCUGGCAUUUAUGCCAUUACUAGGAGUAUUCUUCGCAUGCUGCCUGGCCCGUUCAGCAAACAAAGCACGUUAUCAACAGAUGGCCUAAAUCUAAAAUUACAUCAAAAUUCUACACGAACUCUAUGAAAAAUAUUCACAGUUUAUGAGAAAGGUAAUAUUACCUUGUCUACUUAAAUCUACUCAUAUCAGACUUACAAUUAACUUCAACAUGAACAAACACGUAAAUCAAUUAACACUUCAAGUACUUUAAAAAUUUAAGCGUCCAAUUAUGAUAACACUGAAACUGAUCAAAUUUAAGUAACCAUAUAUUUAUUAUAUACUAUUUAUUCUAUCUUUAAAAUUUGAAAAGAAGGGUUUGCAAAUAUUCAGAACUGAUAUAAACGUGCUAAAUAUUACGAAAUUGUUAGUGUGCUACACAAUUUUAAAAAUUUAACUACUUUGAAACUCUAUGUGUUAUUUGCUCUCUAAUAUAACUUUGUAACUUUACUACUCACGACUGUUAUACCAACGAAUACAAUAUGUUUACAUAUUUUUUGAAUAUUUAUGAGCGUUUUUUAUUCAAGUUAUGGAUAAUUAUAUUCUUAGACUUGAAAAUUUACAAAUAUCCAACGCAAGUUAAGCUUUUAUUUAUUAUAAAAGCAAACUAUCUAAAUUAAUCCAAGUUGGGUAUUUGCGAAAAAACAAAAGAUACAAAAAUAUGUAUCUAUAUUAAAACUAAAUAUUGCAUAAUAUCUAUAUAUGUUAUAUUGUAUACUUGUAUUGUAUUAUCAUUAUUAAAUAAAACACGUGUAUUGCA
Molecule: messenger RNA, 1602 nt
Organism: Dalotia coriaria
Lineage: Eukaryota; Metazoa; Arthropoda; Insecta; Coleoptera; Staphylinidae
Product: tetraspanin-7-like
Exons: 5
Coding region: 172-894 (240 amino acids)
Cellular component (GO): plasma membrane
Source: RefSeq, a predicted model, not a curated record